CCGCCCGCCAUGGAGCGUCACAAGCAGGCCGUCGGCAAGAUCGCCGCCGCCGUGCGCGGCUACUUCGAGCGCCGCGAGCCCUACCGCAUCUUCCACGGCUCGACCAACAGCACGCGGCCGCAGCAGCACGCCCGCGCCGUCGACAUCAGCGCCCUCGCCAACGUGCUGAGCGUCGACGUGGCCGCCCGCACCGCCCUCGUCGAGCCCAACGUGCCCAUGGACCGCCUCGUCGAGUCCACCCUGCGCCACGGCCUCGUGCCGCCCGUCGUCAUGGAGUUCCCCGGCAUCACGGCUGGCGGCGGCUUCGCGGGCACGGCCGGCGAGAGCUCCUCGUUCAAGCACGGCUUCUUCAACGACACCAUCAACUCGGUCGAGAUGGUGCUCGGCAACGGCGACGUCGUCACCGCGUCCCGCGAGGAGCGUGCCGACCUGUUCCGCGGCGCUGCCGGCGCUGUCGGCACCCUUGGCGUCACCACGCUGAUCGAGCUGCAGCUGAUGGAGGCCAAGAAGUUUGUCAAGACGACGUACCACCGCACCAACAGCGUGGCCGAGGCCGUCGCCCGCGUCCGCGCCGAAGCCGAGAACCCGGCCAACGACUACGUCGACGGCAUCCUCUUCUCCAAGGACCACGGCGUCAUCGUCACCGGCGAGCUGACCAACGAGAAGCCUGCCGACCAGUCCAUCCAGACCUUCAGCGGCGCUUGGGACCCGUGGUACUACCUCCACGUCCAGGACCGCACCCGCGACGCUCCCUCCGCCGGCCCGGCCGCCGUUCAAUCGUCCGAAUCCUCGUCCCCCGUCGACUACAUCCCCCUCCCCGAAUACCUGUUCCGCUACGACCGUGGCGGCUUCUGGGUAGGCGUCGCCGGCUUCACCUACUUCAAGGGCGUGCCAUUCAACCGCUUCUUCCGCUGGUUCCUCGACGACUUCCUCCACACCCGCAUGUUGUACCGCGCCCUCCACGCCUCGGGUGAGUCGGCCCGCUUCAUCGUCCAGGACCUCGGCCUCCCCUAUCGCACCGCCGAGAAGUUUGUCGACUACACCGCCGAGAACUUCAACAUCUGGCCGCUGUGGCUCUGCCCCCUCAAGCAGACCGCGCCGCCGACUUUCCACCCGCACACGGGCGAGACCGAGACUGCCGCCGACGGCACCGUCACCACCCCUCCCUCGCUGAACAUCGGCCUCUGGGGCUGGGGCCCCGUCGACCAGGACGAGUUCGUCGCCAAGAACCGCGCCCUCGAGGCCAAGCUCGCUGAGCUGGGGGGCAUGAAGUGGCUGUACGCGCACACCUACUACGACGAGGACGACUUCUGGAAGGUGUACGGCAACCGCCCGUGGUACGACGCCCUGCGCGAGAAAUACCACGCUGCCACGCUGCCCACCGUCUACAACAAGGUCAAGGUCGACGUCGAGGCCCGCAAGGAGCAGAGCCGCCGCCUGAAGCAGUCCCUCAAGGGCCAGCGGCCUUUCGGCGGCCUGUACGGCAUCUGGAAGAGCAUCACGAGCAAGGACUACAUGCUGCACCGAAGAGCGGAGUGGAAGUACAAGGAGGAGAAAUAGACGACGAAUUGAGCAUUGGGAUACCCUGGAUAGGUGAAAAGAUGGAUGAGAAUAAAAGACGAUUGAAGGAAAGGUCUCAUGUAUGGUUGUACGACAUAUGGCAAAAAGAUAAGGGCUGCAACUUCGUUUGGCUUGGAUAGAACGUAACAAUAUUAGAACGUCACUCAAGAGACAAAUAGACCAGCGUGUACAAUACUGAAGCAACAGGCACAAAAAGCAUACAGUAAUAGAA
This is a messenger RNA of Ilyonectria robusta, 1792 nucleotides long. RefSeq lists its product as uncharacterized. Gene Ontology annotation, cellular component: membrane; cytoplasm. Lineage: Eukaryota; Fungi; Ascomycota; Sordariomycetes; Hypocreales; Nectriaceae. The coding region runs from base 10 to 1560 and encodes 516 amino acids. Gene Ontology annotation, molecular function: protein binding; FAD binding; Delta24(24-1) sterol reductase activity. The record is from RefSeq and is a predicted model, not a curated record. The transcript has a single exon. Gene Ontology annotation, biological process: steroid metabolic process.